AUGGAUGAAGUUGCAAAAAGUAAAAUAAAAAGAUUUCUUGUGAAACAAGCAUUGUGGAAAGAAAAAUCAUCGUUUCUUUCGCGUAUUAUUCUUCAAAAAGUAAAACAGCUCUAUGGUGGCAAAGUAUCAGUAAUGGUAUCUGCAUCCGCACCACUUUCACGUGAUGUCUUACGUUUUUUCUGUAUUGCACUUGAUAUUCCAAUAUAUGAAAUCUUUGGACAAACAGAAUCAUCAGGUAUAAGUACUGCCACACACGUAAUUGACAUGUCAUAUGGAGUAGUUGGCAUGCCGAUAUGUACAGUAGAAAUUGAACCGAUCGAUGUGCCUGGAACGAAUUAUCGAAGUGACAACAAUCAAGGUGAAAUCUGUAUUCGUGGGCUUACUGUUUUCAAAGGCAAGUUACAUUUUAUUGGGAGAUGUUUUGUCUAG
Rotaria sp. Silwood1 is the source of this 429-nucleotide messenger RNA. NCBI's taxonomy places the organism in Eukaryota, Metazoa, Rotifera, Eurotatoria, Philodinida, Philodinidae. The record is from the annotation of a GenBank genome assembly.